Molecule: messenger RNA, 882 nt
Organism: Knipowitschia caucasica
Lineage: Eukaryota; Metazoa; Chordata; Actinopteri; Gobiiformes; Gobiidae
Source: the annotation of a GenBank genome assembly
AUGCCUAGUGGAAAGAAUUUUAGAAGGAGAAAAACCUCCUCGGAUGAUGAAGAAGAUGAGACAACAGAAGCAGUCAGAUCUAAACUGGAAGAGGCAAAAGAGCUCCAGAGUUUGCGCAGGCGACAGACCGGAGUCAGUGUCACAGCCUUGUUAGUUGGAGAGAAAUUACCACCUGAAGCUGAUAUUGAUAAUGAUCCAUUCAAGAUGAAAACUGGAGGGAUUGUGGAUAUGAAGAAAGUCAAAGACAGAAACAGAGACAUGACUGAAGACGAGACCGAUCUUAGUCUUGGCACUUCAUUUUCAGCUGAGACCAACAGAAGAGAUGAGGAUGCUGACAUGAUGAAAUACAUUGAAACAGAAUUAAAAAAGAAGAAAGGUUUAGUGGAGGAUGAAGAACUGAAGGUAAAGGUGAAAAACGCAGAGGAUCACCUGUAUGAGCUGCCAGAGAAUAUCAGGGUCAAUUCUGCCAAGAAAACGGAGGAGAUGUUGUCCAACCAGAUGCUGAGUGGGAUCCCUGAAGUGGACUUGGGUAUCGAUGCAAAAAUCAAGAAUAUUAUUCAAACUGAAGAGGCCAAGGCAAAGUUGUUAGCAGAGCAAAGAAAUAAGAAAAAAGACCUUGGAACAUCCUUUGUGCCCACAAACAUCGCCGUCAACUAUGUUCAACACAAUCGAUUCUAUCAUGAAGAUGCAAAUGCUCCCCAAAGACAUAACAACAGACACAAAGAGGAACCCAAAGCAAGACCGCUGCGUGUGGGAGACACAGAAAAACCAGGGCUGGAAGCUGUACCAUCCCCUCCCAAUGUUCGGAAACGCCCCAACAAUGAAAAGGCCACUGACGACUACCAUUAUGAGAAGUUUAAGAAAAUGAAUCGUAGAUACUGA